Toxotes jaculatrix (banded archerfish) is the source of this 3357-nucleotide messenger RNA. RefSeq names its product insulin induced gene 1 (gene insig1). Gene Ontology annotation, biological process: cholesterol biosynthetic process; SREBP signaling pathway; cellular response to insulin stimulus. The transcript is spliced from 8 exons. The record is from RefSeq and is a predicted model, not a curated record. Gene Ontology annotation, cellular component: endoplasmic reticulum; SREBP-SCAP-Insig complex. The coding region runs from base 305 to 1216 and encodes 303 amino acids. NCBI's taxonomy places the organism in Eukaryota, Metazoa, Chordata, Actinopteri, Toxotidae.
UGGGGUCAGUUUGUGAAACUGUAGCUUGCUGGAAUAGUUAGAGAGGAAAAGGUGCUGCACUUUUUUGUUUUUGUUUUUUUAGGGGGGGACAAGAUCUGUUAAAGUUUGAGUAUUUAUCCAAGAGGGAUCAAGCUCAAGUUGUGAUUUCAGCCUGCUCUCUUGCCUCCUGGUUUGUGCGUCUGUCCCGGACGAGGGGGCGGUGGGGUGGCGUCACGUCAUAUCGGCCGCCGCGCUCUGAUUGGCCGCCGAUUCUCACCCGACACAGCUGUGAUUGUUUUCUGCAGAGGAAGCUCUCGUCCCUGGUAUGAGCUCUGUGCUGUGGAAUGGAGCGACACUCGCAGGAAAACAAGGAGGAGGUCCGGGUUUAAUCGUUUGCGAGGCGCGAAUGAACAGGAGAGGAGGUUUGUGUUUGGACCAGACACUGAAGACGUCUGGAGAUCAAGCCCAAAAGUGCCAAAUGCCCAGACUGGAGGACCACUGCUGGAGCUGCUCCUGUGCAUCAAGGGUAGAAACUAAACACUCAUCAUCCGGAGCGAACUGGUUGGCAUCCAAAGCUGAAGAAAUGAUGUCCAUCAUCACCUCGGUGCUCAGCAAUGCAUACGGCUCCCUGCACGACGUCCGGACGGCCAACCUGAUCCGCCGGGGUCUCGUCCUCUUCACGGUGGGAGUGUUCCUCGCCCUGGUGCUCAACUUGCUGCAGAUACAAAGAAAUGUCACCCUGUUUCCCGAGGAGGUGAUGACAACUUUGUUUUCGUCUGCCUGGUGGAUCCCACCUUGCUGUGGCACAGGAGCCGCUGUUGUCGGCCUGCUCUAUCCCUGCCUCGACAGCCAUUUGGGAGAGCCGCACAAGUUUAAGAGAGAGUGGGCCAGCGUCAUGAGGUGCAUCGCGGUGUUCGUCGGAAUCAACCACGCCAGUGUUAAACUAGACUUCGACAACAACGUGCAGCUCUCCCUGACGCUGGCAGCCUUGUCCUUGGGCCUGUGGUGGACCUUCGACCGGUCCAGGAGCGGCUUUGGUCUGGGCAUCACCACUGCCUUCCUAGCUACUGUGAUCACACAGCUGCUGGUCUACAAUGGAGUCUACCAGUACACAUCUCCAGACUUCUUGUAUGUACGCUCCUGGCUCCCAUGUAUAUUCUUCUCAGGCGGUGUUACUGUGGGAAACAUAGGACGCCAACUUGCCAUGGGCGGUGUUGAGAAACCCCACAUGGACUGAACAGUGGAGAGACAGAAAAUCAGGAGAAGAACACUCAAUGCAAAAACGGACUAGUUGUAUGAAGAACGAGGAAAAUAACGGGAGAGAAAAGACUUAUUGUUUUGACUUCAUCCGUUGUUCUCAUUAACAAAGUGCGGGUCAGAAAAGCCCCUCAUCUAAUGUGCCAUGUCCUCUGCACCUCCCUGUGGCCAAACAACCUCUCCCACCCUCCUACGUUGUACUGCAUUAGCAUUAGCUUCCUUGCCUUUUUUUUUUUUGUUUUUUUUUUUGUUUUUUUGAAGUGAACUUGUUGACUGGUUUUAUUUUCAUGCUGGAAGUGUGUAUCUUCCCUCAGUUUAUGGAGUGCAAGCGUGCGCGUGUGUGCUUUAGGGCGUGAAUGUAUCGUGGUCUUAGCAGAGAAGACGUGCCAGGAGGGUUGCUGUAAUUUUUAUUUUUAAUUAGCCUGAAUUUAAUAUGAUCAUAAAAGGGAAAUGUUGUAUGAGUGGGCACAGAUAGUGUCUUCACUCAUGUAGAAAUGUAUUAAGCGGCCGCAGUGGCGUCACUGUGGCGCAGGGGAGAUUUACGUUCCCAGUCAAACCAAAUUAAGUAUUUAUUUUGUGGAUUUUGAAUGACCCCCAAACCAAAUGUACUGUAUGUUUGAUAAUGAAUGAUGAUUUCCAUUUUGAAAGAAAUAGUUUGACAUUUUGGAAGGAGCACUUUGGCGUUUUGGGAAAUCCACUCUUUGUUCACUUUCUUGCUGAGAGUUAGGUGAGAGGACAUCGAACUAUUGGAUAGAUGAAAUGAAGAGGGACAUGAUAAAUGUAUGGAAGUGCCAAUUAGUUUGCUACCAAUCGACGCUGGCUCAUAUUCGCUUGUUUAUGAGGACUUGAAGACAAGAUAAGUUCCUCAGUACAAGUCAUAUUUACCUGUGAACGGUAUCGAAUUCACAGCCAAUCAGCAUAUGAUCACAUUUUAUUUUUUUAGAAAACAACUCUUGAGACCUUCAGUGUGUUGUUCUGUCUGUUUCUGAGAAGUUUCAGACUAAAAGAGGAUUGUUUCCUAAGAAAGUAGGGAGAAGUAUGACAUCAACGUAUUAGUGUGGAUUGAAACAAAUGCCAGCCAUGUGCUUAUUUUAUCUUUUUUUUUUUUUUAAAUAGCAGAGUGAGGAAAGCCAAGGUGGACUGUGUUCUGAUAGAAUGUACCAGAAGUAUACUACAACUAUUUUUGCCAGCAUCUAUGGUUACUGUAAAAAAAAAAAAAAAGAAAGUAUAAAAUACUUUUCAGUGCAUUUUUACCUUCGUGAUCACGUGUUAAAUGUCUUGUAGACUGGACCUGUGAUUCCCAUCAAGACAAACACUUUACUACAUUUCCUACUUCGAAUUACGUCUUCAAACUAAUGAUGAUAGUUUGGGAGCAUACGCCUGGUGAAGGAGAGGGGAGGACAUUAUUACUUAAGAUUUGCAAUCUGUGAUUGCCUGUGUAUUAUAGAAUGUAGUGCUUUUGUCACUAUAACAGUUUAGUUUUAUCAUUUGUACAAACAUAAUGGCAUUACUGCUUGUAUGUAUAAUGGCUUGCCUAUGUAAUCAGACAGGUAUAUUACCAUACUAGACCUACAGUGUGUUAGUUAGUGUUUGGGGGUCUAGAGGAUUAAGUGCAAUCAGAUUAUAUACAUGAGCCGAUUAUUCUUCCUUAUUUAUUAUUGUUUCUGACAAAGGCUAAAAAAAAAAAUUAAAAAGUAUAACUCGUUGUAAGUAUAUGCAGUGUGGAUACUUAAGAAAAAAAAAAGCAAUAACAUCUUUGUUUUUUUGUGAACAAGAGUUUUGUCAGAGAUCACAUGCCUUUUAGAGUCAGUACCAAUGGCUCAUCAGAGAGACAACAUGAAAAAAAAAUCUAUUGUGUCAAACUGUUAAAAAUCUCAUUUAGUAGCAUUAUCGAAGGAAACCUGAUUUAUUUUUUUAAAGACUUUUAAUGGCAGAUCGAUCACUUCAGGUUCAUCUGCUUACAUUCAGGUGUACUAAACUGAAGAGGAAGCUUUAUUUUUUGAGGUGGUGAAGCACCUUUUGUUUCGAUGUUUUUGACUUUCUGUGUGUGUCUGAUAUUUCAGCUGUGUAUCAUUUUUGCUACCUUGGAUUUAAGUGAAAAAUAAAAACACCUGAUAAGGA